AUGCAUUUCUGGCAGUCUUCAUUGAUGACAAGGCUAAGGGAAUUUGUGUUAGAAGCAUUCCAAAAAAGUUCACCCCCUUAUAAAAUGGCUUGCAACCCAUCGCAACAACCGAUAAAGUUUAAUGUUGAUGAUCUUCACAGGGUUAUGGACUUGAAGGAUAACAUCUGUAACAUGUCUGUUGCUGGACAACUUGGACAUGGAAAAUCCACUUUGAUUGAUUCCCUUGCGACUGCUGCGGGCAUCAUCCCAUGUGAUGAUGAUGUCCACAUGACCUACACCCGUGAGGACGAGGCACAACGUGGUAUGACCAUCAAGUCAUCCGGGAUUUCCCUCUACUAUAAAAUGACCGAUGUAGCCCUUGAAGCAUUCAAGGGAGAACGCAACGGAAAUGAGUACCUCAUCAAUCUCAUUGACUCACCCGGGCACGUUGACUUUUCAUCCGAAGUCACCGCCGCCCUCUGUAUCACCGAUGGCGCUCUUGUCGUUGUCGACUGUAUCGAUGGCGUUUGCAUCCAAACAAGACACGCCCUUCGCCUGGCACUCGGUGAAAGAAUCCCACCUGUAUUGGCCCUCAACAAAAUGGAUCGUUGUUUCCUUGAACUGAAAGUUGAUGGUGAAGAAGCGUAUCAAACUUUCUUAAGAGUCAUUGAAAACUACAAUGACGACAUGAAGCCCUUUGAGGAUCCGGUUUUAGGUGAUGUCAAGGCGUGCCCCACGAAAGGUAACGUCGUGUUUUCAUCGGGGCUCCACGGCUGGGGAUUUACAUUGUCAAAUAUCGCAAAAAUAUACGGGUCUAUAUCCGGUGUCGAUGAGUCAACGUGGAUGAGAAAACUUUGGGGUGAGAACUAUUAUGACUCGAAAACCAAAGCGUGGACCACAAAGAGUACAGGCUCCGCAACCUGCACACGUAGGUUUGUUAAGUUCUGUUAUGAACCCAUUAAGCAGGUAAUUGAGGCAUGUAUGAAUGACCAGAAGGAUCAAUUACGGGGCAUGCUAACUCAAAUCGGUGUCACGAUGAAUAAUGAAGAAGAGGAGUUGAUGGGUGAGGCAUUGAUGAAAUGCAUCAUGCAGAAAUGGCUUCCGAUUGCUACUCCUUUACUUGAAAUGAUGAUAUUUCAUUUUCCUUCACCCCAGACUGCUCAAAGAUACCGGGUUGAAAAUCUAUAUAAAGGCCCUUUGGAUGAUCCGUAUGCUACUGCUAUAAGAAACUGUGAUCCCGAUGGCCCUCUCAUGCUCUAUGUAUCCAAAAUGAUUCCUACAUCCGAUGACAAGAGUCGGUUUUGUUAG
Molecule: messenger RNA, 1287 nt
Organism: Lactuca virosa
Lineage: Eukaryota; Viridiplantae; Streptophyta; Magnoliopsida; Asterales; Asteraceae
Source: the annotation of a GenBank genome assembly